AUGGAUUACGACCGAAUUCGACCAGUGCGGACCUUGACAGGAAUUCUGGAGUGGUGGCGUCUUUGGCCCAAAAAGGGGUCCAUUUCCAGGCCGGAUUGGACUAACUGGCGGGGAUAUCUGCUGCACAUUCCCUUCACCCUGCUCUUUAUGGUCCUUUUGUGGGUGGAGGCCAUGCUGAGCAGGGAUAUCGAACAUACAGCCGAUGUUCUAUUGAUCUGCUUGACCACAACCGCUUUGGGUGCUAAAAUGCUGAAUAAUUGGAAAUAUGCCCAUGUUGCUCAAGGGAUUUUGACCGAAUGGAGCACCUCGGAUCUUUUUGCGUUGAAAACCAAACAGGAAGCGGAUAUGUGGAGAUUCGAGCAUCGACGUUACAGACGCGUCUUCAUUUUCUACGGCUUGUGCAGUGCCGGUGUGAUUCCUUUUAUUGUGAUCCAACCUCUGUUUGAUAUUCCCAAUCGAUUGCCCUUUUGGAUGUGGACACCAUUCGAUUGGCAACAGCCGGCUAUCUUUUGGUAUCCAUUCAUUUAUCAGGCCAUUACCAUUCCGAUUGUCUGUAUCUGCAAUAUAACCAUGGACGGUGUUAAUUGGUAUAUGAUGUUGCAUCUAUCGCUCUGUUUGCGAAUGUUGGGCCAACGAUUGAGUAGCCUUCGCCAUGAUGAAAGGAAACUAAGGAAAAAGUUCCUGGAAUUGGUGCGUCUGCAUCACAGACUCAAGCGACAGGCCUUCGACAUCGAGAUCUUCAUUUCGAAGAGCACUUUCACCCAAAUUCUGGUCAGUUCCUUGAUAAUUUGCUUCACCAUUUACAGUAUGCAGAUGAGUCCCGUCAUGCAGGAUCUACCAGGAUUUGCUGCCAUGAUGCAGUAUCUGUUGGCCAUGAUCAUGCAAAUCAUGCUGCCCAGCAUUUAUGGUAAUGCCGUCACCGAUUCUGCAAAUAUGUUGACCGAUUGCAUGUAUAAUUCCGACUGGCCGGAUAUGAAUCCUCCAAUCCGCCGGCUCAUCUUAAUGUUUAUGGUGUAUUUAAAUCGUCCCAUGACCUUAAAAGCAGGUGGAUUUUUUCAUGUCGGCUUGCCUCUGUUUACCAAGACCAUGAAUCAAGCCUAUAGCCUGCUGGCCUUACUGCUCAACAUGAACCAAUAG
Molecule: messenger RNA, 1137 nt
Organism: Drosophila takahashii
Lineage: Eukaryota; Metazoa; Arthropoda; Insecta; Diptera; Drosophilidae
Gene: Or71a
Product: Odorant receptor 71a
Biological process (GO): detection of chemical stimulus involved in sensory perception of smell; sensory perception of smell
Cellular component (GO): plasma membrane
Molecular function (GO): olfactory receptor activity; odorant binding
Source: RefSeq, a predicted model, not a curated record